GUUAUUUUUCGAUAUUAGUCUUCAAAUAUGCAAAAUAUAACUAGAAAUUAUUGUUUUUCAUUAAUUCAUUUCUAGACGAUUUUGUUCAGUUUCUCUUCUGAAAAGUAUAUCAUAGUCGAAAGCAGAAAGAUAAUGGCCCGCGUUUAUAAUGGAAAGAAAUUUUCACAAAUUUUAAGUAAAUCGAAUCCGUAACCGGUACGGUGCCUUUUUAGUCCAGUCAUCAGAACAAUGGGAUCAGGUAGAACUCGGUCUAUUUUCGCUAUGCUUGAGAGUGGGUGAUAGAGAGGACGGUGGAGUGAGAGAAAAUCGGAAGGUAUUGAAAAUAUCGACACACUUAAUAAUGAAAAAUUUUGUCAAUUCAGAAGAAUUAGAACGAAAAAUAGAAAGGAAAAAUGCAUAUGGGCAAAUUCUCCAAGCAAAUAAAUUAUCCUCUUGGUAUCGAUUUAACAUCAAUCAUUUUCACUUUUCUUUUCUCCUCCUUUUUACCAUCUUCUUUUCUAUUCUUCAUAGUAUGUAACUGUAGUAUAGUAGUGUAGCAGAGUAUAGUAUACCGUAAUAUAACUGGUCCAUGAUCAAUGGUAUCGCGUUAUCUUACUCCGCAGGAAAAUUGAAGCUGCACGAGGGAGGGGGGGGGGGGCCUCUUAGCAUUGUUUUCUUGAAGUAAAUAAACUAUCUACUGUUAACGUCGUACUCGCUCACCUCGUCGCCGUUCGAGAUUUCCCCGUGCAAAUGUAUACGGAAAAUUAGAUUUCUUAUCAACAGCGUGUCACGAAUAUUCAUUCAAUUUUAUCGCGACAGUGUAGUUCGCUGUAACAUUGCGGUUAUGUACUUUGUUGCGCGUGUAGGCCGAUAAGUGUGUGAUACGAGCAUGCUAGACCACCUUGGAGCGUGAUAACUGUUUUCUAAGCGAGCCAGAAGUGCAGUGACGUUCUACGUCGUCCUUGAGAGUAAUUCAUUGUCGCGAUAACGCGGAGAAGCCGACCGACGAAAAUGUAAACCAGAUCUUUCCGAUGAGAAAAAUCCUCCAAGACCAAUUCUCCCGGUAUUUCUCCCGGUGCGAUAUUUUGUUGCUCUCGGCUCGCGAGGCAAUUAGAAUAGAAAGUCCACUCGCGCGCCACUUUUGCGUCGCAGCUCUCGGUAAAUUUAUCGAAGAUCUCGAUCACGGUAUGAAUACCACUUUACGUGGCCGCGCCUGCGUAACCGGCGAGCGGUUCCAGUCGGACUGGUCUUCUCGGCAUUACCACGUGUUGAAAAUUCUCGGAGCCGUGGUAGUAGUACAGUAUAGCUUCAGCCGCAGAGAAACAGAGAGAGAGAGAACUUCGAUAUACGCGGUCGUUCGCGCAAUCUACCAAUUAAUUUCCUAUAUAUACGUAUGUUGCCCUAAACUCGCUUCGAAACUUCGCCAAGUGACUGCGUUUGGGUGUUCCUCGACGAUUUUCAAAGAAUAAUCCGAAUCCUUGAGGAGCAAUUCGUUUAUUAUCGCAGCCAGCUGGAAACAUUCGGACAUGGAUCGCCCGAUAUUACGUUGCUUACACAGAAACUUCCGGUAACGGCAGCUACAGUGGACUUGCAGCAUGUACUCUACGAAUGUGCAGCUAGUAAAGUGGACGUUCCCGGCGGUGGCCUUGAUCAUCGGUCUUUUUUGGUACAAACGUCGUCGAAUACACAGAGCUGACCCUGGUGGAAUGGAGGAAUUGAAUUUCCAGGGCAAAAUGAUAUCAAGUUACGUGAAGGAGACUAAUACGCAUAUCUAUGACUCUACCAACGAGGAGACAGGCGAGUCCUCGACGAGCAGCUGUACGCAACAGGAAGCGCCGGCUCGCGCCCCAAGGAAGGCUAGCGAGAGUAUGGACAUCCCGAUCAGGAAGUCACUACCACCGCAGUCCUGCGACAGCAGCAGCAGCAGCAGCAGCCAGAUUUGUGCGGAAGUUGAAUCAACGACGGACAUACAGCUAGGCAGCAAUCCGACCACGAGUUACUUCGAGACGAUUGCUAAGAGACGGAAUACGUCCUCCUUUGAGUUUGAGCUCGCCAACGACAUCACGAGGGUAUUCGAAGACGUCACCGAAGAGGGACGGUGCAGCGUGCAAAAUGAGACCGGGUCGUUCGAGCAGAAGGAUACCGCGGUCGAACUCGGUUGUGAAACGAACGAACAAUUGGUCGAGAAGGAGCAUUCUGAAGAAGAGACCGUCGCGACCGCGGGACAAACGGUCUACGAAAGAGACUCUGCGAAUCACAGUCCGAUUUCCGGAGUGCUGGAAGGCAGUAUCAUAGAUGAAGCUAGGAGCGAGGAAGGAAGCACAGACAGUGGGAAAGGUGGGAGCAUUAACGGAUAUAGAAAAACCAACGUUGAGCAGACUAUUUACUACUUUGCUAUACCUCAACAACUGGUGGGCAGAUUGAUCGGCCGUCACGGUAGCUUCUUGCACAGUAUCCGUACGAAGGUGGAAGUUCAGAUAUAUGUAAACGAUCAUCCAGGCUUUACUGAUCAGAAGAUCUGCUCGAUAGAAGGCAACGCGGAGGGGAUCAAAACUGCUCUUGAAUUAAUAAGAAAGAAAUUCCCGGAGAAGAGGUUCCCGGAGGUGACACUAGCCGAGAUCUCGACGCCCGAUGUGAUCGCUGUGGAGGCGCCUUGGGUAGCUCAAUGGUCGCAAAUGUUUUUGGUGGAAGGUGUCAAUAAUGACAUUGUCGUGUCACACAUUGUUAAGCCGAACUGGCUUUUCGUCCAAGUUCCGACACAUCCGACGUUCCCCUCCUUGCGACUUUUAGACGCGGAGAUGACAUAUGCGUAUAACACUAUGGAAUGGUCAGUGCCGAAUGUGCUAACAAGAGGCAUGUUUUACGUCGCAAAUUGGUUCGACAUAUGGGUCAGGGUAAGGAUGGAGAAACCGGACCCAUCGGGAGAGAAGCACAAAAUGCGGCUGCUCGAUCACGGUGGUUACUAUGAGUUUAGCAGCUCGCAAAUAAGAGACAUCAGACUAGAAUACCUGAGUCUACCUUUCCAAGCGAUCGAAAUCUUUUUAGCGCAUAUUCAGCCGAAAAAUGGUGUGUGGUUGGACGAAGCUUAUCAUGUGAUAGCUCAAAUUUGCUUCGGGGUUGUUGGUCAAGCCCAAGUUGAAGGUUAUGUUGAUUCGAAUGUUUAUACGAAUAUUUAUUAUAAUGUCCCGAAAUAUGGGGUAAUUUCCCUCGCUGACGAGUUAGUAGCGCGCGGAUUUGCGGAACCUGCAAAUCCGGAAGAUAUAGUUCCAGAAACCCUCGAGUUAAACGGAGAACCUACGUAUUUGUAAGAAUUGUAGAAAAGUUUACCAUUUCAUUUUCCAUUGAGUCAUAUAUAACCAUACGAUUCUUAGGCAGUAUGGACUGGAGUCUACUAUAGUCGCUAUCAUAAUAUGUUAAAACUAGUUACUUUAUUCUUUGAAAUUGUCGACUGUUUACUCAUAAUUUUUCGUCGAGAUUGUGAUGAAUACUCUGCAUACAUAUUUCUCAAUAAUGUAUGGAAGGUAUUUACGUGGGGAUAUAAACAUUGAAAUAGUGCAGGAUAACAUUUCGGUAACAGUUUUGAAGAAAACAAGGAAAAAGAAAAAAAUUUCUAUAUUUCUCUAUAUAUAUAUAUAUAUGAAAUUUACAAUAAAAUCUCAGUUAAAUUUAAGCGCCUAAUACUCCCUUAAAUACUGCUCAAAGAGAGAGAGAGAUAAAGAAAGAGAUUGUGAAAGAACACAUCCCGUAUAAGCUUAAACUCGUCGAUUCAAACGAGUUCUGACAAGUACAAAGGAUUUGGUUUAGUCCGCUAACGUAAGGACCUUAUUUUACAAUCCCUCUCGUACUAUACUCGCGAUGUUUCCCCAUUUUUAUUCGGAAAACUUGAAUGUUUUCGUAUUGCUAAUGUGAUUCGCAAGGACAAGUCUUUCAGAUAGCUUCGAAUAAGCAUUCAGAAAACUGCAUUCAUUGCCCUUCAGAGUGAACAUCUCGAGACUGUUGUAAAGAUAAUGCAGCCAUCUUUAAUAUGUCUGAAUUCUCAUAUAAUACUUUUGUACAUAGUGUAAGUUUAUUUCCUUUCAAUUAUAAAAUAUUUAUAUCUAGAGAUACUGAAAGAGAAUAAAUAUUUACUGAUAUGCCGACUGUAACGCAGAAUGGAAUGUAAACUAAAUUUGCGUUUUACAAGACGUUCGUAAAUAAAAUUAAAAUAUGUACGGACGAAUCGGGAAAUUCGUACAAUUCAAUAAGGUGAUUUUAUCUACUGUCCGUAACGUGUCUGAUCGGAAAAGAUCGCGGGAUUCGUAUUAUGUUGAAAUAUCAUCAACUUAAAUACAUCAGUUUUUUGAUUGUAUUAUAUAUAAACACAUAAUUUAUUGUAAAAACAUUGCUAGGCGCCGCGUUUAAGUUACCCCGCGUUAUCUUUUCCGCGUUAUUUCAACACUGUCAAUUUACUUGAAUGAUUUAUCUUUUGAACACAUCACCUUUUGAUAACAUGUAUUUUGUAAAACUUAUCCGUCUUGCCCAAUAAUUGAUAAUUUAUUCUUAUUAGUCUCAUGAGACAUGUGCCCACAUCGUGUUAUACUUUUUUCGUCGCUAAUCGAAGCUAAACUUUUGGAUUGUUCCAAUCGUCAAAGAAGCUCAGUAUAACGUUAUUUAUAUUUCAUUAUUUACUUGGAUAUUAAUUAUAAUUCCAUUGCGCGAGGUUUCCUUUCUGUAUAAAAUUUGCAGUAGAAAUCAGUAUAAAUGACAAAAAUCCACAAGUGAUUUCUAAUUUAAAUACUGCGUUCAUCCAUAAAUUCAUCUCAACGCUAUUGUUAAUAUUUACUAUUGUUAAUAUGUAAACAUAUAGAAAUAUUUUUCUAGAGAUAUAUAUUAUAUAUAUAUAUAUAUACACAUAUAUAUAUAUAUAUUGAGAAUCAUGCAACCAUAGAAUCGCUCACGACAUACAUUAGAGCUGUCUAAUUAAGCAUCGCAGUCAUCUCGCUUUUCCUUUGUCAUUGUUUUUUUUUUCCUUUUUUUUGGCAGUACAAAAGUUAAACAGAGAAGUGUGAACAGAACACAAGAGUUAGACAGAAAGGGAAGGAAGCAAAAGAUCGUCGCUUGCGACAAGCUAAUUUAGACAGCCCUAAUGUACAAGAUAACAUUUCGCGUGUUGCGAUUAUAACUAAAGAUUUAUAAUUUAUUAUGAUUCUUUACAUUAAUCAGUACGACGACAGCAUCAAUAUAGCGCAACGAACGUCGUUAGUAACCAUUAGUAAUUAUAUUCAUAUGUUGUAUAUAUAAUAUAUGGGGCUGACUGUAGUCACACACUGACUACUCAAACCUCAUACAAUAUUUCAUUUAUUGUUAUUGCAUUUAAUUAAGUUCAUUUUGUACAUAUUGUCGGUGUAAUCCUCUUGGCGUUAUCAUAAGACUUGCACCAUUUCCAUCGAAAAUCUUUUUGUGUCCUACUAUUGCAUAGACACAUAUGGAGUAAAGUAUAAUAAAAUUGAGUGCACGCAACAUGACAAGACAGAAUUACGCUAAGAGUCAUAUUAUUGUUUUAUGUUACAAAGCAGAAAUAAUAAAAGAAGAAA
Harpegnathos saltator (Jerdon's jumping ant) is the source of this 5552-nucleotide messenger RNA. It is a transcript of the gene spoon, whose product is annotated as A-kinase anchor protein spoonbill. The transcript is spliced from 6 exons. Bases 1575 to 3287 code for a protein of 570 amino acids. Lineage: Eukaryota; Metazoa; Arthropoda; Insecta; Hymenoptera; Formicidae. Gene Ontology annotation, molecular function: RNA binding. The record is from RefSeq and is a predicted model, not a curated record.